AUGGAUUCCGCUGAACAAAGAGAGUGGUUCUUUCUUGAGAAUUUAGGCCUACGAGUCACCCUCAUACUUUUAUCUGGAAUCACCGCCUUGAUUGUUGAUUACAGCCGCAUGCUCUAUUUAAGAAAAAAGAUGCCACCUGGCCCAUUACCCUGGCCAAUAGCCGGAAACACUCUCAGUCUCCCGAAAGAGAGGCCUUGGUACAUGGUUGAGCAGCUCUCAAAAGACUACAAGUCCCCAGUAAUUACGUUCUGGAUUGGACGACGACACAUGCUCAUGUUUGGUGAGCUGAUGAAUGAACAAGAUAACCUCAUACACAAAUACACAUACACCAACGAGCAGCGGGAGAGAUUUCGUGUCCUGCGCAAAAUCACACAUCAUGGUGUUGGAACACAACAAGUUCAACAAUACCGAGAAUUUCAAGACGACAAGAACAUGGUGCUGGCAUACGAUAUCCUAAAAACACCUGAGCUAUUUGCUUCACGUUUUGAACGCUACGCGGCGGGCGUUGUCUCUAUUGUUGGAUUGGGACGUCGUAUUUCCAACAGUCAAGAUACGUUGAUUACGGAAGUCAUCGCUCAGAUGCAACAUGCCGCACAACUCGCUGUUGUGGCAAAAGACUGGCUACGGAUCAUUGAGACAUUUCCUUACGAAAACUACGCAAAAUUCCUCUUUCGCGAAGCCCCACAAUACAACCUUAGCCGCGGCGAAGUCUCCAGUCUUGUCUCCAAUCUUUUUGGCGCAGGCGCAGAUACAUCCAGUAGCACUCUCAUCACAGCUGUAAUUGCUAUGCGCGCCUUCCCUGAGACCAUGAAACCUGCCUGGGACGAACUUGAUCGCGUAGCAGGCCACUCAAGAAGCCCUACGCUUGACGAUGAAUUGCCUUAUGUCCGCGCCUUUGCCAAAGUUUUCCGCUGGCGCGCAGUAGCCAACCUCGGAGGAAAAACUCAUGCACCGACUCAAGACGACUACUGGAACUGCUACUUCAUACCCAAGGGAACUUGGAUACAAGGGAACGUAUGGGCUAUUCAUCACAACGAGCGCGAGUUUCCGGAUCCCGAUCGAUUUAAUCCAAGACGGCGCCUCGACACGGAAGAUCUGAGACCGUUUCCGGGAGAGAAGGGAUACAUGACGUUUGGAUGGGGAGGAGGAGUUGUGCUGGUCAGGCGCUUGCUGAGCAGGGCACGCAUCUCAGUGUUGCGCGCUUGCUUUGGGCCUAUCACGUUGAGCCUGCUAUCGACGAGAAAACAGGAAGUGAGAUACCAGUUGAUAUCUUCAGCUAUACGUAAGACUUUUAUGGAACAACGAUUGGAUGUAGAGAUGAUACUAACAAAGGGCAGUAACGGAUCAAAUCGACGUCCUCAGCCUUUCUAG
Molecule: messenger RNA, 1371 nt
Organism: Bipolaris maydis ATCC 48331
Lineage: Eukaryota; Fungi; Ascomycota; Dothideomycetes; Pleosporales; Pleosporaceae
Source: RefSeq, a predicted model, not a curated record